ACUGCCAGUGGUUUCAUCAAACUUGUGGUCAGGGAACACUACAGUACUUGAAUUGAAUUGUCGGACUAGCCUGGGCUUAUCAUAUUUGGGGGCAGCUCAAAGUCAACUUAGUAACUGGAUUCGCUUUUUUGCCCCACAUAAUCACAUAAUGGGAGGAUGGUUGGAUAUUCUUACUCGUGGAAUAUAUUCGAUUACCAAUGGGUAUACACCUGUUGCGAUGGAUCUUGGCAUGGGUGAUCCUGGCAAUGGUACACCAGUGACUGGCUGGCAGAAGCACGCGCUCUCCGACGCUGGAUGCUUAUGCCAGCUCUGGUACCUCAAACCUUAUAACGGCGAAGCGGAUACAUUUACCAUACAAAAUCUUAGAGGCGGCACUUAUCUAGAUCUUUCGAAUGGGAGCCGCGACAAUGGCACGCGUAUCAUGGGAUUUCAACGCACUGGCGAAAAUCAAGUAUGGAUCAUUCGACAGGUUCCAGGGACCAUGUUCUACAAAAUUCAGAACAGACACUCUCAAACAUUUGUCGACCUCAAGGAUGGACUUGAUGCGAAUGGGACCGAGAUUAGGGGCUGGCAAGGGGACUGGCCGGACAUAUAUUACAGUCGUAAUCAACUCUGGUCUUUCCAGCGGUUGAGCCAAACAGGACGAGAAAUAAACACAAUUAUCAAUGCUAAUCGCUAUUUGGAAAACCGCUUGAGCCUGAACACUCCUGAUAAAAUAUACUGGGUAGUCGAUCAUGGUUUGCUGAAGUCAAUAUGGUAUAAUGCCAACCUCGGCAGAGGAUGGCAAUACCAUUAUGUCAAGGAUAAAUUUGACUUUAAUGACCUUGCUCUUGCGUUCAAGUCGGAAAUGGCCAAAUGGCGGAACGACAACGUCCGAGCAGAAGAGUUCGGUAUUCUCUGUGGUGUCGUGUUUACAGCACCCGGCCAACAAGGGCAAAAUGAGAAUGCAUACAACUUCGUGCUAGGUAACAAUGGUCGGGGUGUCUAUUUCUUCGAGCCUGAAACAGGUCGAUUCUCGGAAAAUAUUGGUUACGACGCGACUUUAGCCUUUCUCUGAACAAUUUGAUGGUGGUGGAUCGCACAGUAUAUGCAGAAUAAAGAUGACUUUGACCAGUAUCAACGUGGGACCACGGUUUUCUGGUUCUCGAGGUUCUUGGUUGUACAAAACAUACGUCGGCAUGUUGGACCAGCGUUGAGAGUUGAACCUCGAUGAAUGUCGUAACUUGCUGCAUAUCGAUAAUACAUG
This is a messenger RNA of Serpula lacrymans var. lacrymans S7.9, 1246 nucleotides long. RefSeq lists its product as uncharacterized. Lineage: Eukaryota; Fungi; Basidiomycota; Agaricomycetes; Boletales; Serpulaceae. Bases 149 to 1057 code for a protein of 302 amino acids. The record is from RefSeq and is a predicted model, not a curated record. The transcript is spliced from 15 exons.